Molecule: messenger RNA, 1912 nt
Organism: Empidonax traillii (willow flycatcher)
Lineage: Eukaryota; Metazoa; Chordata; Aves; Passeriformes; Tyrannidae
Gene: KARS1
Product: lysyl-tRNA synthetase
Exons: 14
Coding region: 52-1827 (591 amino acids)
Biological process (GO): diadenosine tetraphosphate biosynthetic process; positive regulation of macrophage activation; lysyl-tRNA aminoacylation
Cellular component (GO): nucleus; cytosol; cytoplasm
Molecular function (GO): lysine-tRNA ligase activity; tRNA binding; ATP binding
Source: RefSeq, a predicted model, not a curated record
CACCCCGCGCGCAGGGAGGGGCGGGCGGAAGGGCGGCGCUGGCAGCGGGAGAUGGCGGCAGCGGCGGCAGCGGCGGAGCGCGCGUGCGAGGCGGCGGAGACCGAGUCGCACCUCAGCAAAAAUGAGCUGAAGAGACGUUUAAAGGCUGAGAGAAAAAUAGCUGAAAAAGAGGCAAAGCAGAAAGAGCAAAGUGAAAAGGAUUUAAAAAAGCCUUCCUUGACUUCUGAGAAUAAUGCUGGAGCUGAUGAGGAAAGCUUGGAUCCAAAUCAAUACUUCAAGAUUCGUAGCCAUGCAAUCCAGCAGCUGAAGGGCACCAACGAAGAUCCCUAUCCCCACAAGUUCCGUGUAGACUUAUCUCUCUCAGAUUUUAUAGACAAGUACAGUCACCUGCAGCCAGGAGAUCACCUGACAGGCAUUACAGUGAGAGUGGCAGGUCGAAUCCAUGCAAAGCGUGCCUCUGGAGGGAAACUGAUUUUCUAUGAUCUUCGUGGUGAAGGAGUCAAGUUGCAGGUCAUGGCAAAUUCCAGCUUCUACAAAUCCGAGGAAGAGUAUUUCCGUGUUAACAACAAGCUACGUCGUGGGGACAUUGUUGGUGUAGAGGGGAAUCCUGGGAAAACAAAGAAAGGGGAACUGAGUAUUAUUCCUUAUGAAAUCACUCUGUUGUCUCCAUGCCUGCACAUGUUGCCUCAUCUUCACUUUGGCCUCAAAGAUAAGGAAACUAGGUAUCGUCAGAGAUACUUGGAUUUAAUUCUUAAUGGUUAUGUGAGGCAGAAAUUUAUAACUCGUGCAAAGAUCAUCACUUACCUUCGGAGCUUUCUAGAUGAGUUGGGCUUCCUUGAGAUUGAAACUCCUAUGAUGAAUAUAAUUCCAGGUGGAGCUGUGGCAAGACCAUUUAUCACAUACCACAAUGAAUUGGAAAUGAAUUUGUAUAUGAGAAUUGCUCCAGAGCUUUACCAUAAGAUGUUGGUGGUUGGAGGUCUGGACAGAGUAUAUGAAAUCGGGCGGCAGUUCCGGAAUGAAGGAAUCGAUUUGACUCACAAUCCUGAGUUCACGACUUGUGAAUUCUACAUGGCUUAUGCAGACUACCAUGACUUGAUGGACAUUACAGAGAAGUUGCUUUCAGGGAUGGUGAAACAUAUUACUGGGAGUUACAAGAUCACUUAUCAUCCAGAUGGUCCAGAUGGACAGGCCUACGAGAUAGAUUUUACACCUCCCUUCCGGCGAAUCAGCAUGGUCUAUGAUCUGGAAAAGGCCCUGGGAGUGAAAUUUCCACCAACUGAGCAUUUUGAAACUGAAGAAACUCGCAAGUUCUUUGAUAAUCUUUGUGCAGAGAGAGACAUUGAAUGUCCACCUCCCAGGACAACAGCCAGGCUUCUUGACAAAUUAGUUGGUGAAUUCCUGGAAGUCACAUGUAUCAACCCUACAUUCAUCUGUGAUCACCCACAGGUCAUGAGUCCUCUUGCCAAAUGGCAUCGCUCCCAUGCAGGACUGACCGAACGCUUCGAACUCUUUGUGAUGAAGAAGGAAGUGUGCAAUGCGUACACAGAGCUCAACGAUCCCGUCCGACAGCGGGAACUCUUUGAGGAUCAGGCCAAGGCAAAAGCUGCAGGUGAUGAUGAAGCCAUGUUUAUUGAUGAAAACUUCUGCACCGCCCUGGAGUACGGCCUUCCUCCUACAGCCGGCUGGGGCAUGGGAAUUGAUCGCUUGACCAUGUUCCUUACAGACUCCAAUAACAUCAAGGAGGUGCUGCUCUUCCCUGCCAUGAAGCCAGAGGACAACAAGAAGGAGGCACAGCCUGAGCCCCCCGCCGAAGGCACCUCUGUGUGAGGCUCCAGACCGCCGUGGGCACCUCUGUGUGAGCACGGGGUGGCGCAGACGUAAAUAAAGGCAAUGCUCUUUGCACCCUGAAAAA